AAGUUGUGGGUGGAACUGAGUCAGUAGGAUAGUAAUUGAAGCCAACCAACUCGGGCUAUACUAUGAGGUACCAUAUUCUAUCAAAGCAUCACGCAAUGGCAAUCGAUAAUUUAGAUGUUAUCGUUGUUGCGUGAUUCAGUUCAUUGCCGAUCUUGUAUGUACACAAAUCCAGCAUUUCACGUGAACAUGUGAUAGGACAUGAAAGUGUAUCCUGAAUACAACUUUAAAAAUGAUAAUCCAGGUUCUAAAAAGAACCGGUCGGCUUCAGAUGUUAGUGGUCUAUCGUUGUUGGCUGCAAGUCUACGUCAUCAGACGACGGAAUUCUUCAACAAUUCAACUUUACACGGUGUUCGAUAUAUUGCUGAAAAGGACAGGCCGUUUUGCGAAAAGUUUAUGUGGUUCAGUUUUACGGCCGUUGGUGCAGUAACAACUUGCAUUAUAAUUGUUAGCUUAUGGGAAAAGUUCCAAACGAACCCCACUAUCACGGGUUUGGAUACGGACUUUCACAAUUGGGAUGUACCGUUCCCGGCGGUGACAAUAUGCGACCUAGACCCUGUCGAUGAUGAAUUAUUAGAUAACUACAUAGAAAGUAUUUGGGGUUCGGAACCACCGGCGAAAGCUGGUGAAAUGCUGCGAUGGUUAGCUACCCUUACAUAUCGGUCUAUAGAAGAACGCGCCUCUGAAUUCAUAUCGGAUCCUACUCUUAUUGGAAAAAGCGAAGGCGAUGAACCUGCGCCGGCGAAAAAUCCCAAAGAUGCCGUUUUUGAAAUAGUCCGCCAUUGUGAGACAUUGUUCUACGACUGUGAGUGGAAGGGUGACUCUGAAGAGUGUUGCGAUGUGCUAAUGCCCGUUUUCACUGAAAUGGGAUUCUGUUACGCUUUCAACUCUAAACAUGCCGAAAAAGUUUGGCCAUGGCAAUCACAGUCUCAAACCGAGCUGUUCAAUGAAGCAUUCAUCCAUGAGACUGACGCUAAAUGGUCUUUCAUGUUUAACACAGAUCGUAAAAACACCACAUUUGAUGUAUUUAUUCAUUCUACCGAAGAAAUGGCAGGUCUAGAGCAAAGUCCUCAACAUACUUGGGACCAUCGAGUGGAGAAGGUGUCGUUUUCAGUAAAACAUACGUACACCACAGAGGAUGCUCGACAGCUAUCCAUUCGGCAAAGACGAUGUGUGUUCGCUGAUGAAGUUCGCUUGGAGACAUCUAACAUUUAUACUUAUUCAGCAUGCAUGAGGCAAUGUCGCAUGCAAAGGAGUCGGUCUUUCUGCAAAUGUGUGCCACAUUUUUAUCCGACUUUGAAAGGUUACAAACAAUGCACACUUCGUGAGUUAGGCUGUAUAGCAACGCACGCAGCUGCAAUAACAGAUGUGUCUCGUUGCAACUGUGAGCUUGGUUGCUCACACACUGUCUACGAAGUCGAAAAACUUACCGAUGUCGAUGCAACACGAAGUGACGACAAUACACUAUUGGAAACAGAGUUCGUGUCAUGGCCAAUGGUCCGAUACAAACGGGAGGUGCUCUUCGGUUGGGUCGACUUGUUGGUGUCUUUUGGGGGCAUAGCGGGCCUGUUUCUAGGGUUCUCAUUGCUGUCUGGUGUGGAACUGAUUUACUACUUCACAUUGCGAGCGUGGUGCGCAGCGGCGCGGGACGGAGACGUGUUGCGUCAAGAGCGAGCGGAGAGGCUCGCUAAGCCUAAACCUCCACACGAUCUGAGUCUUGUGCCUUGGUGGAAGCAGCCUCCACUCCCGCGCAGUGCACGGCCCGCUCGUCCGAUAAUGGUGCGAGCUAAGAAAGCACCGCCGCCAGAGUACUCACCACCUCCAGCAUAUCCCACCUACUUACCCUAAAUAGUUAUAAGUAUUUGUGCUAGGUAUAAGCUCAUGCAAGAAAUGAAACGAUAAUAUAUUUCAGUUAAUAUUUAUUCCAAUAUUUUUGGUCAUACAUCCAUUCUAAUGUCGCAAUUAGUAAAAUUUAUAUCGAACUACAUUAUUGUGACAAUUGGACACAAAAACAGUCAACAAGUUCCAAAAUUCGAGAAAUAUAAACAUACAUGCAGUAAAGUCUAAAAAAACGACCACAAUAA
Messenger RNA from Helicoverpa armigera (cotton bollworm), 2081 nucleotides. RefSeq names its product sodium channel protein Nach (gene ppk23). The coding region runs from base 199 to 1845 and encodes 548 amino acids. Lineage: Eukaryota; Metazoa; Arthropoda; Insecta; Lepidoptera; Noctuidae. The record is from RefSeq and is a predicted model, not a curated record. The transcript is spliced from 11 exons. Gene Ontology annotation, molecular function: ligand-gated sodium channel activity. Gene Ontology annotation, biological process: sodium ion transmembrane transport. Gene Ontology annotation, cellular component: plasma membrane.